Messenger RNA from Penicillium coprophilum, 213 nucleotides. RefSeq lists its product as uncharacterized. Bases 1 to 213 code for a protein of 70 amino acids. The transcript is spliced from 2 exons. NCBI's taxonomy places the organism in Eukaryota, Fungi, Ascomycota, Eurotiomycetes, Eurotiales, Aspergillaceae. The record is from RefSeq and is a predicted model, not a curated record.
AUGCCCGUCCGCGGUACCGCCGGAAUCGCCUCCCGAAAUCCUCCGGCAGGUAGCCGGCCCGUCUUCACCGCCUCACUCCUACAGACCAUCUUUGCGGCCAUAUUCGUCGUGGGCGGUGAAGCCAAGCAAUACCGCAAAAGCUCAGUCAUUUCCCGUACUGAAUCCACCCACCCUAUUUGUGCACUCCCAACAACUUCAAUCCACUCGCAUUGA